Drosophila virilis is the source of this 2846-nucleotide messenger RNA. RefSeq names its product programmed cell death 6-interacting protein-like protein AliX (gene ALiX). The record is from RefSeq and is a predicted model, not a curated record. Gene Ontology annotation, cellular component: endosome. NCBI's taxonomy places the organism in Eukaryota, Metazoa, Arthropoda, Insecta, Diptera, Drosophilidae. Gene Ontology annotation, biological process: mitotic cytokinesis; multivesicular body sorting pathway. Gene Ontology annotation, molecular function: protein binding.
UGUUGAUGAGACAACGGGCAGCACAGACAAAAAGAAGAAAAUCUGGUUUCCGUCUGCAAAUUAAAUUUAACUAGUAUUUCGUAGCAAAAAUUAACAUACAAUAUGUCCAAACUACUGGGUGUGCCACUGAAGAAGCCUUCAGAGGUGGACAUAAUAAAGCCUCUGAACAAUCUCAUACAAAGCACCUACAAUGGUGCCAGCGCCGAGGAGAAGGCGCAGUAUGCGGACGCAGUAAAUGAGUUUUCAAAGCAACGCAAUACGGCAAUUUGGAAGUUUUUCGAAAAGUAUGAGGCAUCGCUGGAAGUCGUUUAUGCCUACUACGAUCAAAUAUGCGCAUUAGAGACCAAGAUAUCAGCUGGCGAGCUGCAGAUACCCUUCAAGUGGAAAGAUGCCUUCGACAAGGGCUCCAUUUUCGGUGACAAAAUCAGUCUGACUCAUACCUCGCUGCUGUACGAGAAGGUUUGCGUGCUUUUCAACAUUGCCGCAUUGCAGAGCAGUGUGGCUUCUAGUCAGCAACUUGACACGGAUGAGGGUCUCAAGCUGGCUAUCAAACUGCUGCAGCAAAGCGCUGGCAUCUUCCAGUAUUUAAAGGGCGCCACGCCCGCAGCGGUGCCCUCAGAGCCCACUCCAGACUUGAGUCAGGAUACGCUGAUUGUGCUGCAGGCCUUGAUGGUGGCACAAGCUCAGGAGGUGUUCAUACUGAAGGCUAUUAAGGACAACAUGAAGGAACAAAUCAUAGCCAAGCUGUGCUGCCAGGGUGAGGAAUUCUAUGCUGAUGUGCUGCGUGCCAUGCAAAAGGAGUCCGUACGCAGACUCUGGGAGAAGGAGUGGAUACCCACAGUGGCUGGCAAGCAGGCAGGUUUCCAUGCACUGACGCAGCUGUAUCAGAGUCUGGUCUGUCGUUCGUCCAAAAAGAUUGGCGAGGAGAUUGCGCGGCUGCGCAAUGCCAUCGAUUUGUUCAAAGCAGCCCAGUCACGUGGCGGCAACGAGACCUACCUGGACGAGUACUUCAGUCGCGCCAAGCGCAACCUCGCCGAGUCCACCAAGGACAACGAGUUCAUCUACAAUGAAAUGAUACCAGAGCUGAGUACCUUGGCUUCGCCCGGCAAGGCGCAGCUGGCCAAACCGCUGCCCUUGGCGACGCCCAUGUCUGGCAAUUUUAGGGACAUCUUUAGCAAUCUGGUGCCCGUUGAGCUACAUCGCGCACUGACCGCUUCCGAUAUGCGCAAGAACGAGAUUGUCAAUGCGGAAAUCAUGAAGCUGCGUGAUGCAACCCAGACCUUGAAUGCCGUGCUGGCCAGUUUGAAUCUGCCGGCUGCUGUCGAGAUAACGGAUGGCAGCAGCGGUCUGCCGCCUUCACUGCGAGAGAAGGCUCACGAGGUGCGCGAAAAGGGCGGCAUUGAGAAUGUGCAGACACUGCUGAAGGAUUUGCCCGAGCUGCUCAAUCGCAAUCGCGAGAUAUUAGAUGAAACCGAACGGCUGCUGGACGAGGAGCGUGACUCAGACAAUCAGCUGCGCGCACAGUUUAAGGAGCGCUGGACACGCAUCAGCUCGGACAAGUUGACCGAAAUGUUCCGCACGAAUUCCAAGAAGUAUCGCGAGGUCAUCACCAAUGCCAUCGAGGCCGAUAAGGUGGUUCGCCAGAAAUUCGAGGCUAACCAGAAAGGCAUAGAGCUACUCUCCCUGCCGCCCGAGCAGAUACAACAGUCGCUGCCUUCGGCCAGCGGCAGCGUGGAUCCCAACUGUUCCAGUGUGCUGCGUCUUAAACAGCUAAUGGAAGCUGUUGAGACCAUCAAGGCGGAGCGCGACGCUGUCGAAUCGGAACUGAAGUCGGCCACGUUUAACAUGAAGGACGAGUUUCUGCUUGCUCUGCAAAAGGAUGGUGCCAUCGAUGAGCCUGCCUUGUCAUUGGCGCGCAUUGGCCAAGUGCUGAACCCACUGCAGGCACAGGUUAAGGAGAGCGUGGAACGGCAGGCAUCGCUGGUCGCCGAUAUUCAAAGUGCUCAUGCAGCCUUCGUCUCCGAGACGGGCAACUGCGGCAGCUCACGCGACAAACUGUACCAGGAGCUGGCCACCGCCUACGACAGUUACAUCGAGCUGUCGGGCAAUCUGCAGGAGGGCACCAAGUUCUAUAAUGACCUCACCCAGCUGCUGGUUGUGUUUCAGAAUAAGAUCAGUGAUUUUGUGUUUGCACGCAAAACCGAAAAGGAAGAGCUGCUCAAGGAUCUGACCACUGAAUCGAGUCGCCAGGCACCGCCGGCCACACCGGCUCUGCCAUCACACUAUGCAUCCACAUCGGGCAGCGGCAGCGAUUUUCCAAACGUGCCCGCUGGUGCUCCGCCCGCAACAGCUGCGGCAGCGAACGUGCCGUAUCCGGCUCAAGUGCAUAUGCCAGUACCGUAUGGCGCCUCUUCGAAUGUGCCGUAUCCCACUUAUGUGCCACCGCCCAUGCCGCAAAGCUUCAAUCCCUAUGCCACGCUCCCAUAUCCAGGCAAUUAUCAAUAUGGUGGAUUCCCUCAGGGCCCCCCACCCGGCCACUAUGGCACCUAUCCCGGCAGUUUUGCUCAUCAACAGGGCGGCUAUCCCAACCAGAAACCGCCCGGUUGGUAAAUUAACGAGCUCUAUUCCACAUCAGUUAUAUCGCACUGUGUUUAGCCUGCGGCUCUAUAUGUUAUUCGUGAAUUUAGAUUCGAUCUAAACCUGGAUUGGUUAUGGCAUUUAAUGCGCGCACCCCGGCCACCCUUUUUGGUUCCGUUUCAAAUUGUAUCAAAUAUAAGAAAAUGAAUGCUUAUUGGAUUUUAAUCUCAUAUACGUAUCACAAUAAACGUUCCGUCAUAGCGCUAUAA